AGAGAGAGAUAAAUAAAAUAACCUGGAAAAUAACCUGGAAACAACCUCAUGGAAACCAAGAAACUUAAAGAAAAGCUAUAUGAAAUCGAGACCCAAAACUGUAGAGAGGAAGAUGAAACAGACCUUGUAGAGUCUUCACCUAAGAAAAGGAAGAGAAUGCAAUCUGUGAACAAGAAAGAGACGGUUUCGAAAAGGCAAAGUCUCAAAUCUAAGGAUAAACAAGUGUCUUCUAGUAAUUCCAAGAAAUCGGGAAGAAGUAAAGGAAAGAGAUCCAGGUUUAGUGAUAUAUAUGAGGAUGUUGAAGCUAAAUUUUCUGUUAUGGAGCGAGCCGAAAGGGUUUUGGCAAGAUUAGAAAAUGAUUCCCCUAGCUUUGGGAAGUGUAUGCUCCCAUCAAAUGUUGCUCAUGGAUUUUGGCUGCAUCUUCCCAAGAUCUUUUGCAGCCAUCAUUUGCCAAAUCAUGAUGCUACUGUUGUUUUGGUAGAUGAAUGGGAAAAUGAAUAUGAAACAUCAUAUCUUCUGUAUAGACAUGGUCUGAGUGCCGGCUGGAGAGGGUUUUCCGUAUCUCACAGACUACUCAAAGGAGAUAUUUUGAUUUUCCAUUUGAUUGAACCAUGCAAGUUAAAGGUACAAAUUGUAAGGGUUAAUGAUACAGACGUUGUGGAAGCUGCACUUUGCCUCUUGAACAUGGAUGCUUGCCGAAAUGGGAUGGAUUGUGAUAUCGUGAAGAAAGACAAUAAGAAGCGCAAAAAAGUAAAGUAUGUGGAGCCUUUUCUGCCUGAAACUUCUACACCUGUAGAUACCAUUCAUGGUAAAGGCAAAAAUGCACCAAAUUCCAGACUUGACCAAUCUUUAAGUAAUAGUGAUGGUUUUCGCUCCAAAGUUCUUCAAGGUUCGGAAAUCACCAACCGCCUUCUGCCAAAAGAGUACUGCUACUCGGAAACACCAUUUCUACCUGACCAUCCUCACAAGGGUGUCACUUGUAGGUAGGCUCCUUAAGAUUUUUUGGCUUUUGGCACUCCCUGUCUCGGGGCUCUGCACCUUUCACUGCUAGUUUUUUUCUUGCCCCGAAAAGACAUUUGUUGGACAGACAAAGACUUGAAAGCUUUGGAGUUUGAUAUUACAUCCUGGGGAAGGUAUUGAAAAUACAAAUGAAAGCUUUUUAGUGUAGCACCUGACAGAAAACCUCAAUCUACGGAUAUGUAAACCAGCAUGUUUUUGUGAAUUUACUGGUACCUCUGUGUAUGUUACAGAUUUCAAAUGAGAAUUUUUACAAGAAUCCUAUAGUCAACUGCCAAUCAGAAAUGUGAAUUACGUGAGAUCUUUCUGAGGAUU
Molecule: messenger RNA, 1332 nt
Organism: Olea europaea var. sylvestris
Lineage: Eukaryota; Viridiplantae; Streptophyta; Magnoliopsida; Lamiales; Oleaceae
Product: B3 domain-containing protein At5g42700-like
Exons: 8
Coding region: 49-987 (312 amino acids)
Molecular function (GO): DNA binding
Source: RefSeq, a predicted model, not a curated record